AUGGUCUGAUGGACGUAGCCGUUUAUUUAAAAAGAAUAACUAAGCGAAAAUUUCAGGUCGUCUCGUAUUACAUGCCAAAGAGUUUCUAAAUCCGCCAGAGCAUUGACUUGAGAUGCAAGAAACAAAUUAUUUCGUUUAAUCAUCAUUUUCCUGGCUCCCCCGUUUUGUUUCCCUUUGAGAUUGUCCGUUAAAAAGGGGACGAACCAAUGCAGAGAGUGAGCUUUGAAGUAAAGGACACAGAGGCGGAGAAGAGCAGCAGCGAGAUACUGAGCGGAUCUUUGCCGUCGACCUACCGAAAUCCGGCGAUGGAAAACGUUGGAAACGCGGUGGAUGAUGGAUCGAGCGUGAAGAACAAUCCGAAACUUGAUAUGCAGAAACAGAACGGUUUGGUGAAGUGGUUCAAGAAGUGCUUGACAAUGGUAUCUGGAGAGAGUAAGGCACCUCGAUUGGACCGGUCGAAGUCAACGGCCGGUCAGGCCUUGAAAGGGCUCAAGAUCAUCAGUAAGACCGACGGUAACGCUGCCUGGACCGUCGUGGAGAAGCGGUACUUGAAGAUCACGGCCAAUACUGAUGGAUUGCUGCUUCGGUCGAAAUUCGGUGAAUGCAUAGGGAUGAACUCAAAAGAAUUUGCCUUGGAAUUGUUUGACGCCUUAGCUAGAAAAAGUCACUUGAAAGGGGAUGUGAUUACUGAGACCGAGUUGAAGAAAUUUUGGGAACAAAUAAAUGAUAAAAGCUUUGAUUCAAGGCUUAUCACGUUCUUUGACUUGAUGGAUAAAGACUCGGAUGGUAGACUUACGGAAGACGAAGUUAGAGAGAUCAUCAAGCUUAGUUCUUCUGCCAAUCAUCUGUCAUGCAUCCAAAACAAGGCAGAUGAAUAUGCAGCAAUGAUAAUGGAAGAGCUUGACCCUGAUCAUAUGGGAUACAUCAUGAUGGAGAGUCUAAAGAAAUUGCUUCUGCAAGCGGAAACAAAAUCUGUAAGCACAGAUAUUAAUAGUGAAGAAAGAAAGGAGCUGAGCGACAUGCUAACUGAGAGUCUCAAGCCUACACGUGACCCUAACCAUUUGAGGAGAUGGUAUUGUCAACUAAGAUUCUUUGUAUUGGAUAGUUGGCAAAGAGUUUGGGUGAUAGCGUUAUGGCUCACGAUUAUGGCCAUCCUCUUCGCGUACAAGUAUAUUCAAUACAAGAAUAGAGCAGUGUAUGAAGUGUUGGGGCCUUGUGUGUGCUUGGCUAAAGGUGCAGCAGAGACGCUGAAGCUAAACAUGGCCCUAAUUCUGUUACCUGUUUGCAGAAAUACCAUCACAUGGCUUAGAAAUAAGACUAGGUUGGGUGUUUUUGUUCCUUUUGAUGACAACCUCAAUUUUCACAAGGUUAUAGCGGUGGGAAUUGCGAUAGGAGUAGCCAUACACUCUGUGUCCCACUUGGCGUGUGAUUUUCCACUGCUAAUCGCGGCAACUCCAGCGGAAUACAUGCCUCUCGGAAAAUUCUUCGGAGAGGAGCAACCAAAGAGAUACUUGCAUUUUGUGAAGUCAACAGAAGGAAUAACAGGGCUUGUAAUGGUUUUCUUGAUGGUUAUUGCUUUUACACUGGCUAUGCCUUGGUUUAGACGGGGGAAGCUAGAGAAAAAGCUACCAGGGCCACUAAAGAAACUUGCGAGCUUCAAUGCCUUCUGGUACACUCACCAUUUGUUCGUUAUAGUCUACAUUCUCCUUGUCCUUCACGGAUACUACAUAUAUCUCAACAAGGAAUGGUACAAGAAAACGACGUGGAUGUACUUGGCAGUACCAGUAGCUCUUUAUGCAUACGAGAGAUUGAUACGAGCAUUCAGGUCCAGCAUCAGGACAGUAAAAGUCCUUAAGAUGGCAGCUUAUCCUGGAAAAGUAUUGACUUUGCAGAUGUCAAAGCCUACAAACUUCAAAUACAUGAGCGGCCAAUACAUGUUUGUAAAUUGUCCAGCAGUUUCACCGUUUGAGUGGCAUCCAUUUUCAAUAACUUCUACACCACAAGACGACUAUCUGAGCGUUCAUAUAAAAGCAUUGGGAGAUUGGACAGAGGCUAUCCAAGGAGUUUUCUCAGAGGUGUCUAAGCCACCUCCGGUCGGAGACAUGUUGAAUGGUGCAAAUAGUCCCCGUUUCCCCAAAAUUAUGAUUGAUGGUCCGUACGGCGCACCAGCUCAAGACUACAAGAAGUACGAGGUGGUCCUGCUGAUAGGUCUUGGCAUUGGAGCCACCCCGAUGAUCAGCAUUAUCAAGGACAUUAUUAACAAUACGGAGACCAAGGAACAACUCAGCCAAAUGGAGAAGGGAUCGCCACAAGAGCAACAAGGUAAUAAAGAAACUUUCAAGACUCGAAGGGCUUACUUCUACUGGGUAACAAAGGAGCAGGGCACAUUUGAUUGGUUCAAGAACAUCAUGAACGAGAUCGCAGAACGGGACAAAAGUAAAGUCAUAGAACUACACAAUCAUUGCACUAGUGUCUACGAAGAAGGAGACGUUCGUUCCGCGCUCAUACGGAUGCUUCAGUCUCUUAAUUAUGCCAAGAAUGGUUUAGACAUUGUUGCUGGGACAAGGGUCAUGUCCCAUUUCGCCCGACCUAAUUGGAAAAACGUCUACAAACAGAUAGCCAUGGAUCACCCUGGCGCUAAUGUUGGAGUGUUCUAUUGUGGAGCACCGGUAUUGACGAAGGAGUUAAGGCAAUUAGCUUUGGAAUUCACACACAAGACCAGUACUAGAUUCUCUUUCCACAAAGAGAACUUCUAAAGACAUUGAAGCUUAUAGCUUUAUACCCACAAAAAUGCUGAUAGACUUCUGAUGGUCAACAAAUUAAUGAAAUUUGUGGGAGUAAGUAUGUUACAUUUGUGUUUUGAAAAUUAAAUUUUGGUGUUAUUUUUGUUUCUUGAAUAAAACGUCGGUUGUGAUGACUAUGUGAAAUGUGUAGUUUAAGCGCUUUUUUGUUUGAAUUGCAUUUAUCCAAUAUUCAAAACCAUGUUUAAUAUCCUUUAUAUUUUCUUGCUCAACAAGAC
Messenger RNA from Arabidopsis thaliana (thale cress), 3019 nucleotides. Its product is annotated as Riboflavin synthase-like superfamily protein. The record is from RefSeq and is marked reviewed. The coding region runs from base 207 to 2756 and encodes 849 amino acids. The transcript has 11 exons. Gene Ontology annotation, molecular function: calcium ion binding; oxidoreductase activity; peroxidase activity. Gene Ontology annotation, biological process: defense response; cellular oxidant detoxification. Lineage: Eukaryota; Viridiplantae; Streptophyta; Magnoliopsida; Brassicales; Brassicaceae. Gene Ontology annotation, cellular component: membrane.